Messenger RNA from Cladophialophora yegresii CBS 114405, 1572 nucleotides. RefSeq names its product MFS transporter, SHS family, lactate transporter. Gene Ontology annotation, molecular function: secondary active monocarboxylate transmembrane transporter activity. Gene Ontology annotation, cellular component: plasma membrane. The transcript has 6 exons. Lineage: Eukaryota; Fungi; Ascomycota; Eurotiomycetes; Chaetothyriales; Herpotrichiellaceae. The record is from RefSeq and is a predicted model, not a curated record. Bases 1 to 1572 code for a protein of 523 amino acids. Gene Ontology annotation, biological process: plasma membrane lactate transport.
AUGCGUAAUUAUAUGGCAGCAGGGUGGUUCUACUCACCCAGACAAAUAGCGCGUUAUCUCCUAACCAGACCAACAAGCCUAAAACCGCCCAGGUCGCACGUACGAAAUCCGUACACAAUCCUUAAGGAACUGGACAAGCAUCAAUGGCUCAUGUUUCUGGCUGGCUUCUUGGGCUGGACUUGGGAUGCCUUCGACUUCUUCACAGUGUCGCUGACCAUUACUGAGAUCGCGGCGGACUUCAACGUUGAGAACUCGGCAGUCUCUUGGGGUCUCACCGUUACGCUGAUGCUCCGCUCCGUUGGCGCCUUGAUAUUUGGGACCCUAUCCGAUCGUUAUGGCCGGAAAUUCCCAAUGAUUUUCAACCUGGCGCUGUUCAUUAUUUUGGAGCUGGCGUCAGGAUUUUGCAACACUUUACCACAGUUUCUGGGUGUUAGAGCGUUGUACGGCAUCGCCAUGGGCGGUCUGUUUGGUCCGGCAGCGGCGACGGCCCUCGAAGAUCUUCCAUAUGAUGCUCGUGGUCUGCUAUCGGGCUUAUUUCAGCAAGGCUACGCGGCUGGUUACCUCCUGGCCUCCGUCUUCUAUCGUGCACUCGUGCCUACGACAUCCCACGGAUGGCGCUCGCUCUUUUGGUUCGGAGCUGCGCCUCCGGUCUUCAUCAUCGCCUUUCGGUGGUGGCUGCCGGAGACGAAUACCUUCCUAGUCAUGAGGGCUGAGAGAGAAGCUCAGCUCAUCGCUGACAAGGAACGUGGCGGGCACUCCACCAUUAGGGCUGCUGGAUAUAAGGCGUGGCUCAGAGAUUCCUGGAUUGCCAUCAAGCUGAAUUGGGUGCUCUUUGUCUACAUGGUCAUCUUGAUGACAGGUUUCAACUCCUGCAGUCAUGGAAGCCAAGAUUUCUACCCAACGUUCCUCAAGAACCAAGUGCUCCUGGGCCCUACCGAUGUGACUGUGAUUAGUGUCGUCGGGCAGAUAGGCGCAUUGAUCGGCGGCACCACUCUUGGCUAUGUCAGCACAUUCUUUGGCCGGAGACUGACAAUGCUUAUGGCGUGCGUCUGCGGAGGUGCCCUGGUUCCCGCCUACAUCAUUCCACGCAACAUGAGCUUGGUGGCCUCUGCAUUCUUCCUGCAGUUCAUGGUCGGGGGGGUCUGGGGCCCAAUCCCGAUCCACCUGAUGGAGUUGGCGCCGGAGGCCCUCCGCACCACCGCCGUUGGACUUACAUAUCAGCUCGGUAACCUCGCGUCGUCGGCGUCUGCGACAAUUCAAGCUGUAAUCGGCGAGGACUACCCGCUCCCACCCCACAACGGAGUCAAACGGUUUGACUAUGGCAAGGUUAUUGGUAUUUUCAUGGGUGCGGUCUGGGCCUAUCAGCUCCUCUUCCUGUUUCUGGGUCCUGAAAUGAGUGAGAGUGAAAGGGCAGAGUAUGCGAAACAAGCGAAUGAGCUGGAGAGUCUUCGUAAAUCAGGACAUCACCUGAAAGACAUUGGGAUUGAAAGGGUCAAGACUAGGCAAGCAGAGCAGGAAAUGGCUCCUGGCUUCGUUGACAAGAGUGCAGGUGAGCAUGUGGAGAAGGCUUGA